Messenger RNA from Mycetomoellerius zeteki, 1533 nucleotides. RefSeq names its product flocculation protein FLO11. The coding region runs from base 1 to 1527 and encodes 508 amino acids. The record is from RefSeq and is a predicted model, not a curated record. The transcript is spliced from 5 exons. Lineage: Eukaryota; Metazoa; Arthropoda; Insecta; Hymenoptera; Formicidae.
AUGCGUAAAAAACUUCGAUUUUUACUUCGAUCUACGAACAAUGUAUCUGAAGAGUUCCUGCUGGCGCUAGUCGCCUGUCAGGCUGCACCUUCAUCUCAGGCAAUUGAGAAAUCAAUUAAUGAAGCAGAGACGAUGUUCGCCAAGACCAACAUAGAAUUAGAAGGUACUGGUGCGGAAAAGGAUAGGGCGAAGAAAUCGGCAACGACCUUCUGCGUAGAAGUUCGCUCGGGAAAGGCAGAAAAGAUUCCCUGCACGCAGAUAAGGCCACAAGGGAUUGUUCAACAAGAGACAUCCAAACCGGUGGUUAUUGUGCAACCUAUAUCGAUACCAGCAUCAGUACCAGUACCGGUACCUACAAUUGUCGAGUAUCCUAAACAGCCGAUUGUGAUCCAGCAACAGCUUCAGCCUCAGAUUGUACCUCAACCAACUCCUCAAUUCGUAGCACCACUACCAUCCCGUGCGCCAGUAAAAUCGCCAGCUUCAGUUCCGAUUAAUGACAUCGUACUGCCAACUCCAACUUCCACACCUUGCGACAAAUUAACCAUUACGCAACCAGUACAAUCACCAAUUCACACGGUCCAUGUCAUUCAUUCGCAACCGACACCGCAGUUAUCCAUUCAGGAAGCUAAACCGUUCAAGGUAGAGAGACCAGUGUUUAAACCGAUACUACCACAGCAAUCGAUUGUCCAACUGCCUACAGUCUGCAAAAAAUGCAACAAAAUGAUGCUACCACCAUAUCCAUACCCGUAUCCACCUAAGAUAUUUCCAUCAGAUAGUCCCUACAGCUUGACUUACCCUACAGCUUUUACCGAUGUGACAUCGCAAUAUGGACAAAGAACUGAUUAUGAAGUAGGACCGUACGAGUGUAAUUGCCGAGAGAACCGCAUUGUUGAGAUAUUACCCCACAAAAUCAAGAUUAAGGAUCCUCGCAUGGCAAAUUCUGGUGACGCAGCUAUCGAUUCUAUAGAUACCGUACCUUUCAACUCUAUACCCCAUGUAUCCUCGAUGCUCUCCACGGAACACGACCCUAGCAUUUCUAACAUCAUACCGGACCAAUCUAUGUUCUUUGCUUCAAAAGGAGCUAGAGAAUCGGAAAGAAAAGCAUUACAUCAUCAUCUCCCUACGAAACAUUAUCCCCCUGUAAACUUUAAUGUGGAAUUCCCUGUCGUAUAUGGAACCGACGAUACCCGUAAUUAUCAACCUCAGUACUAUCCUUCAUAUCCUUCAAAUUCUUAUACCUAUCCAAAUUCUUAUGGAACCUACGGAACUUCUUAUCCAAUAAGUUACGACUCUCCAGCUUCAGCAAGUAAUAUACCAGCAAUCACUGUAAAUGCGGGAGGACCAUUUUAUCCUCGCGAAUCUCAACACACUGAUGACUCAUCGUCUGAACCGAAUAACGAAGCGCAACCAAGAGCGUUUUCGACUGAUAUUCAAUCAAAUCGCGAGCAGAAAGAAAUUACACAGACCGACAAGAAAAGCAUCAUCAAGGAAAUAAUUCCCGAAACCAACGUAGUUACAAGGAAGUAAAAAGAA